Molecule: messenger RNA, 2425 nt
Organism: Oncorhynchus masou masou (cherry salmon)
Lineage: Eukaryota; Metazoa; Chordata; Actinopteri; Salmoniformes; Salmonidae
Product: serine protease 33-like
Exons: 9
Coding region: 125-1249 (374 amino acids)
Biological process (GO): proteolysis
Molecular function (GO): serine-type endopeptidase activity
Source: RefSeq, a predicted model, not a curated record
GAUGUCAUUGAUUCAGCCCCCAUUGUCUACAGUAUAUAAGAGUAUAGCGCCAACCUAACAGAACUACACAGAAGAAAGUGUGAAUGCACAGAAACAGAUUUGAGCAGAAAAGGAGCUUCUGACAAUGGGGAGUCAAAGGACACUUUCCGCGUUGCUUCUGUUGAUGAUGGGUAUGGGGACCACUGCUCUUCCUGCAACUACUGCUAUUGCAGACAUCACUUCAACGGUUGGCUCUUCAUCAGCUACUGUGUGUGGCACCCCUCCACUCAACAACAAAAUAGUGGGAGGUGAAAAUGCCCCUGCAGGAAGUUGGCCCUGGCAGGCAAGUCUCCAAACUUCUGACGGACAUGUUUGUGGUGGGUCCCUCGUCAACAAGGUGUGGGUGAUGUCUGCAGCCCAUUGCUUCUCUAGCUCAGACCCAAAUGGUUGGAACAUUAGCCUUGGUCUACAGACCCUGGAAGGGAAUAACCCCAACGAAGUGUCCAGAACUGUGGCUAAGAUCAUUAUACAUCCAGAUUACAACAAUUUAUCAAAGGACAACGACAUCGCUCUGCUCAGACUCUCCUCACCAGUCAUCUUCACAAACUACAUCCGACCCGUCUGUCUGGCAGCAAAUGAUAGUGUUUUCAACAAUGGUACUGAUAGCUGGGUGACCGGCUGGGGCAACAUCAAUGAAGGAGUUUCCCUCCCAUCCCCCCAGGAUCUGCAAGAAGUGGAGGUUUCAGUUGUGGGGAACAGACAGUGUGACUGCCUCAAUGGGGCCGGCUCAAUCACAGACAACAUGCUCUGUGCUGGUGAUCUGGCAGGGGGCAAGGACUCAUGUCAGGGUGACUCAGGAGGUCCAAUGGUGAUCCAACAGAACUCUGUUUGGGUCCAGUCUGGGGUUGUUAGUUGGGGUCAUGGCUGCGCUCGGCCCAAUCUCCCUGGGAUCUACACCAGAGUGUCCCGUUACCAGUCCUGGAUCGACGCCCAUAUCAGUACCGACAAGCCAGGCUUUGUCCAAUUUACCUCCAGUGGGGUAGAUGCUGACAGCGAUUACAUCUGUUCUGAUGGCCCAACAACUACUGUCGACCUCAACCCCUACCCUUACCCCUACCCUUACCCUUACCCCUACCCUUACCCCUACCCUUACCCCGAACCUUACCAAUACCCCUACCCUUACGAAUCCAUUUUUGAUCAUGGGCACAGUUUGUUCAGCUCCCUUUAUUUGCUGAGCACCUUGUUCAUUCUGAUGUUUCUUGCCAUUUAAAUUCUUUCCGUGAUGCAGUCAUGGGCAAGGUUUAAUUGGCAGUCUGAGUGCAAGUGCUAUUAGUUCGGGAGAUGUAUCUUUUAAAGUAAUGGCUGGCGUGCUCUGGAUGAACGAGCGUUGGGAAGGAGAUAGCCUAUUGCAGCUUAUCCUAUCUAGUAUAUCGUAUGUUCACUUUUCCCUGGGCACAUCAUGCUGAGUGAGUGUUGUUUUGAAUGGGCCUUAUUGUUGUCUUGAUUUAUUUGUGAAGAUGGAUAACCUGAAAUAUAUUUACUUAUUUAUUAAAGGGGCGAUAUGGGAUUCAAACAAACAUUUUUUGUUGUAAAAAGCUUAGGGAUUAGAGUCCGAGGAAACGUAUCUCUUAAAUUCAUAGACAGCGGUUUGGAAACAAUGACUGUCUGAUAGCUUUACAAUGUUUUGUUUUUUACAAUUACAUUGUUUAUAAAAAAAAUAUAUUAAAACCUGCUUAUAUUUUGGCUUGCGGUGAAGUAGGACAGCACUAAGCUCAUGAGACAUUUUAAGUUACAUUCUUCAAGAAUGAAUGGCUAUAUAUCAUUAAAGAGGCACUUUAGUCUCAUUUUCAUCUCUUUUAUCACGUUAUUUAUUUAACAAAAGGCUCAUCUCAAUAGGUGGUUCAAGUAAGUCAUGACAUGGCACAAGUGGGAGGGGCUUUUCCCCUUCUGUUCUCUAUUGGUCCUCUAACCACUAAUUUUGCUCAACAUAUAUGUUAUACCCUUAAGUGGGUGUACAUUAUUAAGUGGGUGUACAUUAAUUGGGAUAGAUAUUGUUUCAACAAGAAUUAUUAUUUUUUUUUCCCUCUUUGGGAAUUUAUAAGUUUAUUUUAUAAGUAAAUUUAUAAGUAAAACAACGGGUGUACCAUUCCCAGAUUGCCCUUUUAAUAUUUGAGAAAUGACAAAUCCUUUUGCUAUGAAAGUUGUAUCAGAAUGAAAAAUCAAAUGUCUUUAUGGAGCGGCCUGCAGUGGUCUUGUGGUUAAGUGCCACAGCCCGACGGGAUAAGAGCGUCUGCUAAAUGACUGACAUGUAAAACGUCUCCUGUCUUUCUUGUCUCUUCUUCUAUCUUUCCUAUCAAUUAAAAAUACACAUAUUAACCUUUCCUAAAGGAGGCACUGCAUUGUGAAACUUUGGUUGAGGUCUAUUCAUUAAAAUGUUGUGAACACA